This is a messenger RNA of Lentinula edodes (shiitake mushroom), 1396 nucleotides long. RefSeq names its product 26S proteasome subunit RPN7-domain-containing protein. The transcript has 6 exons. The coding region runs from base 77 to 1252 and encodes 391 amino acids. NCBI's taxonomy places the organism in Eukaryota, Fungi, Basidiomycota, Agaricomycetes, Agaricales, Omphalotaceae. Gene Ontology annotation, biological process: proteasome-mediated ubiquitin-dependent protein catabolic process. The record is from RefSeq and is a predicted model, not a curated record. Gene Ontology annotation, molecular function: protein binding. Gene Ontology annotation, cellular component: proteasome regulatory particle.
CUCGGAUGUCGCGUUACUUUUCAGCGCUUGAGUUGGUGACGCGUCCUUCGAACCUUCCUUCAACUUGUUCUUUACCAUGGCCGACGAUAUUGUCUUACCGAUUCCCAAUCUUUCAGCCGCUCAAAACCUCUUCAUCCUUUCAAAUCCUUCAUUGAGCCGCUUACACGAUGAAGCUCGUGAAUCUGCUCUCAAAGCAAUCAAGGACGACCAAAUGGCUCCAUACUACCAACUUGCAACUUCUUCGUCUAAACCACUGCUCCCCCUGGAUUCGGAUCUUCUUUCUUCUAUGCAAGAAGCAAACACCGCUACACUGAAAUCACUUGACGAGACUCUUGAGUCCGCAACAGCAACUGAAGGAGAAUCAGAGAUCUCCGACGCUCUCAAAGCUCGUGCAAACUUUCUGACCCGUAUCGGAGAGAAGGACAAAGCUAUUGAAGCCCAGAAACUUGCUCUAGAAAAGACGCCAGGUCUGGGAAGCAGGAUUGAUAUUGUUUUGACCCUCGUUAGAAUUGGGUACUUUUGGAAUGACGAACCAUUGAUAGUGUGGGGUUUGGACAACGCAGAAAAGUUGAUUGAGGAAGGUGGCGACUGGGAUCGAAGGAACCGUUUGAAGGUGUACCAAGGACAACACCUCAUUUCCAACCGGCAAUUUAAGCGGGGCGGUGAGCUCCUCUUGGAUGCUCUUUCCACCUUUACCGCUUCCGAACUCAUCAGCUACAACGAAUUCAUUUCGCUGACUGCUGUCGCUGGUGCUCUGACUUUAGGCAGAGUGGAUUUGAAGAAGAAGCUCAUCAAUUCACCAGAGGUGAACCAAACACUGCCCGAACUCCCUGUCCUCGGUGAUCUGGUCAAAAACCUCUACGAAUGUCAUUACGAUAAGUUCUUCCAUGCUCUAGCUCGUGUAGAACAAGAAAUCCUCCUUCCUUCUCGUAUUCUGUCUCCCCACGCGCGCUUCUAUGUGCGUGAAAUGCGUAUCCUUGCAUAUGCACAGCUUCUGGAGAGUUAUCGAAGUCUGACCCUGGAGAGUUUGGGGCAGGCCUUUGGUGUCAGCGUAGACUUUGUUGAUAGUGAACUGUCACGGUUCAUUUCAACAGGACGUAUACAUGCUUCAAUAGACAGAGUACACGGUGUUGUUGAAACAACCAAAACGUCGGAAGUUUGGGGUAAAAAGACGCUGCAGUUUGAGCAGGUUAUACGCCAGGGUGAUAUCUUACUCAAUGAAGUCCAGCGGUUGAGCAAAGUCCUGUAUUAGUCAAUUAAUACAGCCUGCAAUGAAUGCAAUGAUAUAGCAGACCCUGCUAAUAAGUACAGUACGUAUAUACCUGAAUUAUAUAGAUAUAUGAUCAUCAGCUCGUUCCAUGAACAUGGAUGGAUAAAAUAAUGAAGUCGUAGGGGA